Exophiala mesophila is the source of this 1457-nucleotide messenger RNA. RefSeq lists its product as uncharacterized. NCBI's taxonomy places the organism in Eukaryota, Fungi, Ascomycota, Eurotiomycetes, Chaetothyriales, Herpotrichiellaceae. The record is from RefSeq and is a predicted model, not a curated record. The transcript has a single exon. Gene Ontology annotation, molecular function: glutathione transferase activity. Gene Ontology annotation, cellular component: cytoplasm. The coding region runs from base 1 to 1077 and encodes 358 amino acids.
AUGUCGACGUCAGGUACAAGUGAACCAUCCGUAGCCGCCCCGGAACAGCGGCCCCGGCCUAGCACGGUGCAGGAGCACCUAGCUGGCUCGUCUGAGUCAUGGCAUGGCAAGGUUAGCAGCAAGACAGGACCGUAUCAACCUCAAGCGGGGCGUUAUCAUCUGUAUGUUGGCUUGUUCUGUCCGUUUGCGCACCGGGUCAACAUCGUGAGACACCUCAAAGGGCUGACGGAGGCGAUUGACGUGAGCAUUGUCCGAGCGUAUCCCAAAGGCGACGCUAAGGGUUGGCCUGGCUGGCGCUUUCCCAAGGACGAAGCCGAAUAUCCUGGCAGCACGGUGGACAAGGUCUUUCGCAGCGAGUAUCUCCACCAAGUCUACUUCCGGGCGGAUCCAGACUACAAAGGCAGAUAUAGCGUGCCGGUGCUUUGGGACAUCGAAACGGGAACUAUGGUCAACAAUGAGAGCUUGGAAUUGAUGAGGGAUCUGCAGACGUCCUUCGAUGAGAUUCUGCCGCCGUCCUACGCACAGGUGACCUUGUACCCGGAGGCCCUCAGGGAUCGCAUCGACCAGGUCGCUGCUUGGGUGCAGAGGGAUCUGAAUACAGGAGUAUAUAAGGCUGGCUUUGCCGAGAGCCAAGAGGCCUAUGAUCAGAACAUCUUGCCCGUUUUCGCCGCCUUGAAUCGGUUGGAGAAGAUGAUUCACGACAAUGGCGGGCCGUAUAUCUUAGGCCAGGCAUUGACUGAGGUCGAUGUCAUGGUCUACGCGACCGUGAUCAGGUUCGAUGUCGUCUAUGUGCAGCAUUUCAAGGUCAAUCUAGGAACGAUCAGGCAUGAUUAUCCCCAGUUAUACAACUGGCUCAAGAACCUCUUCUGGAACGUCAAGGGCUUCCGAGAGACAACGGAUUUCAAACAUAUCAAGGAAAACUAUACCAAAAGUCACGGCGAUAUCAACCCGAGGGCCAUCACGCCUCGAGGUCCCUGGCCAGACAUCGAGUCGGGCUACGAGAGCAACUUGAAACAAGUCAGGAUUGGGGGUGUCUUGAUGCCAGAGGUGAUUGAGCUGGAGGCGAGUUUAGCUUAGCGGUUAUCUCUGCCUAAGUAGGCCGUCCUUUUGUGCUUUUAGCUCUCUGAGAAGACGCAAUGGACAAGGACGCAUGACCAAUUUGGUAAGUGGUUCUAGGGCAAACCACCCAAGCCAUACCAGGUCUGAAUCUCCUAAGCAAAUACCAAUCUUGAUCUUUGACCAGUGCUCUACUAUCAGCAAGGCAAGCGAAAUACAACCACAGUCUGGAAUAUCAAUUUUUUAGGGCGGUGUCCAUCGGAACAGAGUGAAUGGUUCCGAGGAGGGCCUGAAGAGCGCUUAUGUCAACCCGUGCUGCGUCUUCUGCAGGCUGCUUGAGGAGGGAUGCAUAGUGGAGUGCAGAUCGGCGGUGAGGGCUUCUGGGAGCCCCUCUAGUGGAC